This is a messenger RNA of Mesocricetus auratus (golden hamster), 2657 nucleotides long. RefSeq names its product growth differentiation factor 10 (gene Gdf10). NCBI's taxonomy places the organism in Eukaryota, Metazoa, Chordata, Mammalia, Rodentia, Cricetidae. The transcript has 3 exons. Gene Ontology annotation, cellular component: extracellular region. The record is from RefSeq and is a predicted model, not a curated record. Gene Ontology annotation, molecular function: cytokine activity; growth factor activity. The coding region runs from base 481 to 1905 and encodes 474 amino acids. Gene Ontology annotation, biological process: SMAD protein signal transduction; osteoblast differentiation; BMP signaling pathway.
CACGGCCCCCACACUGGUGAGCGCACACCCCGGCGCGCGCGCGCCCGCACACCAGGGCGCACGCACAGCACACCGGGGCCACAGACGGGCUCUCCGCGGCCGCGAGUGAGGAGGACGCAGCCGGAUUCCCCUCCGAAGGCGCUGUCGGGCACCCCGCCCCGCCCCGCCCCUCGAACUCCCCAGUCCCGGCGCUGCUCCGUGGGCUGCAAAGUUUGCAGCGUGAGGCAAUCAAGGGCGCGCGCCGGCGCGGGCUCGGCUGUGCUCCACGCGGCUCCGGACAGCUGGGACCGCUGGCCCGGCGGCGUGGAUGCACCGCGCACAGCGCUGCUGCCGAGAGCCAGUCCCGCUACAUCCAGUCGGGUCACAGGGGCUAUUGGAGUCCCACAAGGACCCUCCGGUCGCCGACGAGGUGUGCAGCCAACACUGAGCCCUUCCUGUCUGUCCUCCUGGGCUCAGAUCCUUCGCCACCUUCACUUAGCCAUGGCUCCUGGUCCUGCUCGGAUCAGCUUGGGGUCCCAACUACUGCCUAUGGUGCCCCUGCUCCUGCUGCUGCGAGGCGUAGGCUGCGGCCACAGGGGCCCCUCAUGGCCCUUGGCAGCUGAAGGUCUGCAGAGGGACAAGGACCCCCAGCAGUCCCCUGGGGAUGCAGCAGCCACGCUGGGCCCAGGUGCCCAGGACAUGGUCGCUGUCCACAUGCUCAGGCUCUAUGAGAAGUACAACCGACGGGGCGCUCGGCCAGGAGGAGGUAACACGGUCCGAAGCUUCCGUGCCAGGCUGGAUGCGGUCGACCAGAAGACGCCCGUGUAUUUCUUCAACUUGACGUCCAUGCAAGACUCGGAAAUAAUCCUCACAGCCACCUUCCACUUCCAUGCAGAACCCCCGCGGUGGCCUCGGGCACGUGAGGUUCUCUGCAAACCGCGAGCCAAGAAUGCCUCUUGCCGCCUCCUGACCCCAGGUCUGCCAGCACGUUUGAACUUAAUCUUCCGCAGCCUCUCCCAGAACACCGCUACUCAGGGGCUGCUUCGCGGGGCCAUGGCCCUGGCGCCUCCACCACGUGGGCUGUGGCAGGCCAAGGACAUCUCAUCCAUUGUCAAGGCUGCCCGGAGAGAUGGAGAACUGCUCCUCUCUGCCCAACUGGAUUCUGGGGAGAAAGACCCCGGGAUACCCAGCCCCAGCACCCACAUGCCCUAUAUCCUUGUCUAUGCCAAUGACCUGGCCAUCUCAGAACCCAACAGUGUGGCCGUGACGCUGCAGAGAUACGACCCCUUUCCAGCCGGAGACCUGGAGCCUCGCGCUGCCCCCAACAGCUCAGCGGACCCCCGCGUGCGCCGGGCAGCUCAUGUCUCUGGGCCCUUGCAGGGCAAUGAACUGCCAGGACUGGAUGAGAGACCGGCACCUGCCCUGCAUGCUGCCCCGCACUACCAUAAGCACGAGUUCUGGCCCAGCCCUUUCCGGGCUCUGAAACCCCGCACCGGGCGCAAAGACCGCAAGAAGAAGGAACAGGAUACAUUCGCCACCUCCUCGCAGGUGCUGGACUUUGACGAGAAGACGAUGCAGAAAGCCAGGCGGAGGCAGUGGGAUGAGCCACGGGUCUGCUCCAGGCGGUACCUGAAAGUGGACUUUGCGGACAUCGGGUGGAAUGAAUGGAUCAUCUCCCCGAAAUCCUUCGAUGCCUACUACUGCGCGGGGGCCUGCGAGUUCCCCAUGCCCAAGAUUGUCCGCCCAUCCAAUCAUGCCACCAUCCAGAGCAUCGUCAGAGCGGUGGGCAUCGUCCCUGGCAUCCCGGAGCCCUGUUGUGUUCCAGACAAGAUGAACUCCCUUGGAGUCCUUUUCCUGGAUGAGAACCGGAACGCGGUUCUGAAGGUGUACCCCAACAUGUCUGUAGAGACCUGUGCCUGUCGGUGAGAUGGUUGCGAGGCGGAAGACAGCCCUGCCCCGCGGAGUGGCGUGCUUGGAGCCAGGACUUGACUCGGGGCAGUUCCAGGUGCGAGGCGAGCUUGUAGGUAACCCUGUUGGGACCUAGAAAGAUCUGUACACAGUGCCAUCGCUGCUCAGCCUUUCCCUGCUAGUGUAGCCCUGUAAGGACUUUCUGAGUUCCUGGCAGGUAUCUGGAAUUAACUGUGGUCUGCAGUUUGCCCGUCAGCCCUACCCACAUUUUUCAAGGCCUGGAAAUAGCAUGUAUGCACAAUAUCAAUUUCAUGCAUUCAUCAUCUCAAAACCUGGAAAGACUAUGCAAAUCUUGGGGUACUCACCCCUGUGGAAAUCUAAGUGCUCAUUUACAACCCUCAGGCUGUAAUACUGUAAUACAUACUAGAAAUGGGGCCUCAAUCUUGGCAUGAAUGUUUUCUCCUACGUUUUCACUACACAGUUUUAUACAUGCAAUGUGCAUAUGCAGUCGAGAUUGGCCUCUUCCUUUAAUAUAUGUAUUCUCUAUUUUAAAACAAAAGGGAGAGCGUUAACCCCAUCCCCCACAGAGGUAUUAGUGCAGGUUACAUGUGGGCUGUUUGAACAUGCAUGUGGAGAUAACACGUGCAGUAAAAUGUUGGAAUACUAAAAAAUAACCAAGAUUUUAUAUUUUUGUAAAUUAUACUUUGUAUACUGUAGAUUGUGAGUGUUCUGUGUUUUUAUGGAAAGCUAAUAAAUUAAAGGUACAGCGA